AUGGCUUCCCGUCGGCUCGCAUUGAACCUGCAGCACGCCACGCGCAGCCGCACCGCCAUCAACGCCAUCAAGAAUGGCUCGCUGUCGCGCUUCCGCGGUCUCGCUACCCCCGUCUCCCACGGCUCCAAGACCGAGAGCACCACCCUCAGCAACGGCUUCACUAUUGCCACCGAGCACUCGCCCUACGCCCAGACCUCGACCGUCGGUGUUUGGAUCGAUGCCGGCAGCCGCGCCGAGACCGACAAGACCAACGGCACUGCUCACUUCCUCGAGCACCUUGCCUUCAAGGGAACCCAGAAGCGCAGCCAGAGCCAGCUCGAGCUCGAGAUUGAGAACAUGGGUGGCCACCUGAACGCCUACACUUCGCGCGAGAACACCGUCUACUACGCCAAGUCAUUCAACUCGGACGUGCCCAACACUGUCGACAUCCUUUCCGACAUUCUCCAAAACUCCAAGCUCGAGACCCAGGCCAUCGAGCGCGAGCGCGACGUCAUCCUUCGCGAGCAGGAGGAGGUUGACAAGCAGCUCGAGGAGGUCGUCUUCGACCACUUGCACGCCACUGCCUUCAUGAACCAGCCCCUUGGUCGCACCAUCCUCGGCCCCAAGGAGAACAUCCAGUCCAUCACCCGUGACGAUCUCACCAACUACAUCAAGACCAACUACACCGCUGACCGUAUGGUCCUCGUUGGCUCUGGUGGUGUCCCCCACAACGAGCUCGUCCAGCUCGCCGAGAAGUACUUCAGCAACAUCCCCAUGGCUCCCCCAACUUCAACCGCCCAGGCCAUUGCCAAUGCCCAGAAGGAGAAGCCUGACUUUGUUGGUUCCGAGGUCCGUAUCCGUGACGACACCAUCCCCACCGCCAACAUCGCCAUUGCCGUUGAGGGUGUCAGCUGGAAGGACGACGACUACUUCACCGCUCUGGUUACUCAGGCCAUUGUCGGUAACUGGGACCGCGCCAUGGGCAACUCGCCCUACCUUGGCAGCAAGCUCAGCACCUUCAUCCACGAGCACAAGCUCGCCAACAGCUUCAUGAGUUUCUCCACUAGCUACAGCGACACUGGUCUCUGGGGUAUCUACCUCGUCACCGACGCCGUCACCCGCAUCGACGAUCUCGUCCACUUCACCCUCCGUGAGUGGUCGCGCCUGUCAUUCCAGGUUUCCGACAACGAGGUCGAGCGCGCCAAGGCCCAGCUCAAGGCUUCGAUCCUUCUCUCGCUCGACGGCACCACCGCUGUUGCCGAGGACAUUGGUCGCCAGAUCAUCACCACCGGCCGCCGUCUCGCACCCGAGGAGGUUGAGCGUGUUGUUUCCCAGAUCACCGCCAAGGACGUCAUGGACUUCGCCAAGCGCAAGCUCUGGGACCGCGACAUUGCCAUCUCCGCUGUUGGUCAGAUCGAGGGUCUGCUUGACUACUCGAGAGUCCGCAACGACAUGACCAGAAUGCUGUCGUAA
Messenger RNA from Aureobasidium namibiae CBS 147.97, 1452 nucleotides. Its product is annotated as mitochondrial-processing peptidase-like protein subunit beta. Gene Ontology annotation, cellular component: mitochondrion. Bases 1 to 1452 code for a protein of 483 amino acids. The transcript is spliced from 4 exons. The record is from RefSeq and is a predicted model, not a curated record. Gene Ontology annotation, molecular function: metal ion binding; metalloendopeptidase activity. Lineage: Eukaryota; Fungi; Ascomycota; Dothideomycetes; Dothideales; Saccotheciaceae.